AUGUUGUACUUGAUUGGUCUUGGCUUGUCCCACGAAACGGACAUCACUGUUCGUGGUCUUGAAACAGUCAGAAAAUGUGAGAGGGUUUAUUUGGAAGCCUACACCUCCAUCCUUAUGGCUGCUGAUAAGGAAUCUCUUGAAAAGUUCUACGGUAAGGAGGUUAUCCUAGCUGACCGUGAAUUGGUUGAGAGUGGUGCCGACCAGAUCCUUAAAGAUGCUGAUAAGGUUGACGUUGCAUUUUUGGUGGUUGGUGAUGUUUUUGGUGCUACCACUCACACAGACUUGGUGAUCAGAGCCAAUGAGCUUAACAUCCCAUUCGAGUCUAUCCAUAAUGCCUCUGUGAUGAACGCUGUGGGUGCUUGUGGUUUGCAGUUGUACCAGUUUGGCCAGACUGUGUCGUUGGUUUUCUUCACAGAGACCUGGAAGCCAGACUCGUUCUAUACCAAGAUCAUGGAAAAUAGAAAGAUCGGUCUUCAUACCUUGUUGCUCUUGGAUAUCAAGGUCAAGGAGCAGAGCAUUGAAAACAUGGCCAGAGGAAGACUCAUCUAUGAACCUCCAAGAUACAUGGACAUCCUGACGGCAGCUCAGCAGUUGUUGGAGAUUGAGGAAAUUAGAGGUGAAAAGGCUUACACUCCAGACACUCCAUGUGUGGCCGUUUCCCGUCUUGGAUCUCCAUCGCAGAAGUUCAAGGCUGCUUCUUUGAAGGAAUUGGCUGAGUACGAUGCCGGUGAGCCUUUGCAUUCGUUGGUUAUGUUGGGCAGACAAGUGCACGAGUUGGAAUUGGAGUACUUGUACCAGUUCGUUGACGACAAAGAGAAGUUCAAGGCAUUCGUGGAAGCCGAUCAGGAGUUUUUCAAGCCUCCUCCAUACGUUCCACCUGAGGAAAAUUUCAGCGAUUAA
Candidozyma haemuli is the source of this 900-nucleotide messenger RNA. Its product is annotated as diphthine methyl ester synthase. Gene Ontology annotation, molecular function: diphthine synthase activity. Bases 1 to 900 code for a protein of 299 amino acids. Lineage: Eukaryota; Fungi; Ascomycota; Pichiomycetes; Serinales; Metschnikowiaceae. Gene Ontology annotation, biological process: protein histidyl modification to diphthamide. The record is from RefSeq and is a predicted model, not a curated record. The transcript has a single exon.